CGCCGAUAUCGUAGGAAUAGGACGGAAAUCGCAGUCACUUCAGCGAUCAGCAACGCUGCAAAUUUGUUUCAGCAGUUGCACCAUCUCCAGAAAUGGGGCCACAUGGAAUGCAAGUUAGUCCUGGUUGCAAUCCUCCACCUCAGCAAUCUCAAAUUCCUCCUUCUCCCCAUGCUGCUACUGCCAAUGCACCACCCCCUCAGCCACAAAACCAAAUUCCACCCAGUCAAAAUUAUCAAAUGAUGCCCCAGCAUAUGGGUCCUCCUCCUUCACCAUCAAAUUCAAAUAUCAACUAUAUACCACCAUCUCAAAAUAAUGUGAUGAAUGCUACUCAUAUGGCUCCUCAUCCACACAUCAAUGCCCCUCAGCAACAUACCCAGAAUUAUGCUUCUUCACCAUCAAAUUAUCAGCAACCCGCUCCACACUCAAGUCCUCAUGGAGGGCAAAGUCACAUGGUGCCUGGACCUGCACCUGCCCCCGUGCCUCCGAACAUGGAUUCUACUGAACAGCCUCAUCAUCCUCAUCCUAAUUAUCCACCAGGCUCUAUUAAUAGUUCUCAAGGAUCUCCUCAUCCAGAAAGUUCUCCUGUUCCGCCUUCAGUUUGUAGUCCAAUGCCUACUCCAGGAGGAUCAGGUCCACCUAGUCAAAAACCAUCAUUAUUAACUCAAGCUCAAAUGAAUCAACUCAGAGCUCAAAUAAUGGCAUAUAAACUUCUUGCUAGAAAUCAACCAGUUCCUGAACAUAUUAUUAUGGCACUGCAAGGAAAACGCCCAAUGCCGAAUCAAGCAAUGUAUUCCCAAAGACCACCUGGUGCACCAUCUCCUGUUCAACCCAUAAGGGGACCAGGGCCACAAAAUCAGCCACCUCCACAAAAUAUGAGUGGAGGGAUGAUGCCACAGCAAAUGCCUCCUUCACAAGCAAUGCAUCCCCAUAUGCCACCAUCAUCAAUGCCACCUCCUCAGCCCCAACAAGCUGCUACUGCACCAGUUGCUCCACAGCACCCUCCAAUGAACAAUGCUCCAGCACCAGCCAUGGCUAUGCAGGGUCCUCAAAACAGACCCCAAGGUCCACCUAAUUCUCAGUCAGUGCCUAUUCCUGCUAUGAUGCAACUGCAACAACAGAAGCAAAAUCGUCUAACCCCUGUUGCAAAACCUCAAGGGAUUGAUCCUAUAGAAAUACUAAAAGAAAGAGAAAACAGAUUAGCAGCAAGAGUGGCUUUACGCAUUCAAGAGUUAUCAUCUAUGCCAGCUGAUUUACCUGAAGAUAUAAGAUGUAAAGUAAUGACAGAGUUGCUUGGACUUCGUUUAUUAAACUUUCAAAGACAAUUAAGAUCAGAAGUAAUUAGCCGCAUGAGAAGAGAAAGUACUUUAGAAACUGCUUUGUAUCCGAAAUUAUAUAAGCGAACUAAACGUCAAGGUCUUCGAGAAGCUAGAAUAACUGAAAAGUUAGAAAAGCAGCAGAAACUAGAACAGGAAAGAAAGAGGCGACAAAAGCAUCAAGAAUACUUAAAUGCUGUUUUGCAACAUGCAAAGGAUUUCAAAGAAUACCAUAGGAAUAUGAUGGGUAAGAUUGGAAAGGUUAAUAAAGCAGUAAUUACUUAUCAUGCUAACACUGAACGAGAACAAAAGAAGGAGCAAGAAAGAAUUGAUAAAGAACGUAUGAAACGUCUCAUGGCUGAAGAUGAAGAGGGUUAUCGUAAACUCAUUGAUCAGAAAAAAGACAAACGCUUGGCCUUCUUACUAUCUCAAACUGAUGAAUAUAUUCACAAUCUUACUGAUAUGGUGAAACAACAUAAACUCGAACAAAAACGAAAAUUAAAAGCGAAGCGUAAGGCAAAGAAAAAGAAGAAACAGCAGCAGAUGGGUGACAAUCCUGAUGUAAAUGAUUCUCUUCAAGAAAGUUUAGUUGAUGAAUGUUCUCAACAAAGUGAUCUUAGAGUCAACGUUAUUGAAACCACUACAGGUAAAACACUUACUGGAGCAAAUGCUCCUCUUGCAAGUCAGCUAGAAGCAUGGUUGGAGAUGCAUCCUGGGUAUGAAGUUGCUCCUCGAGAAGCAAGUGAUGAUGAUGAAGAAGAUGAUGAUACAUCUGAUUCAGAAGAAGAAGAUGAAUUGCCCAAACCUCCUAAAACCACUGUAGUAAGAACUACUGAAGAGGCAAAACAAAGUCUUGAUUCUGCUACUGCUGAAGAUGAUGAAUAUAUGAAUAUGGGAGGCUAUCAAAACUAUUAUAAUAUUGCUCAUGCUAUUGGUGAGGAAGUUAAAGAGCAGGCAUGUCUUAUGGUGAAUGGUAAACUUAAAGAAUAUCAAAUCAAAGGAUUAGAAUGGCUAGUUUCUUUGUAUAAUAAUAAUUUAAAUGGCAUAUUAGCUGAUGAAAUGGGUCUUGGUAAAACUAUUCAAACAAUUGCUUUAAUUACUUACUUAAUUGAGAAGAAAAGAGUAUAUGGUCCAUAUUUGAUAAUUGUGCCUUUAUCUACUUUGUCAAAUUGGAUGCUUGAAUUUGACCGUUGGGCUCCAUCAGUGAUAAAAUAUGCAUAUAAAGGUUCUCCAAAUGUUCGAAAACAAAUUGCUUCUAGCUUAAAAGCUACUAAGUUUAAUGUUCUGUUGACUACAUAUGAAUAUGUUAUAAAAGAUAAAGCUACUCUCGCAAAAGUACACUGGAAAUAUAUGAUAAUUGAUGAAGGUCAUCGAAUGAAAAAUCAACAUUGCAAACUAACUCAAAUAUUAAACACUCAUUACACUGCCCCUCAUCGUUUGUUACUUACUGGAACACCACUUCAAAACAAACUUCCAGAAUUAUGGGCUCUUCUGAACUUUUUACUACCAAGUAUAUUCAAAUGUUGUAAUACAUUUGAACAGUGGUUUAAUGCACCAUUUGCUACUACUGGUGAAAAAGUUGAAUUGAAUGAAGAAGAGACAAUUUUGAUUAUCAGACGUUUACAUAAGGUUCUAAGACCUUUCUUACUAAGAAGGCUGAAAAAAGAAGUAGAAUCCCAGCUACCUGAAAAAGUAGAAUAUGUUGUCAAAUGUGAUAUGUCAGCUUUACAACGUUUGAUGUAUAGACACAUGCAAACCAAAGGCGUUCUUUUGACUGAUGGCUCUGAGAAAGAUAAGAAAGGCAGAGGUGGUGCAAAAACAUUAAUGAACUCCAUUAUGCAAUUGCGCAAAAUAUGUAAUCAUCCUUUUGUGUUCCAGAAUAUUGAAGAAGCAUAUGCGGAACACUUGGGGCUGAGCACAACAGUAGUUAGUGGACCCGAUCUUUACAGAGCAUCUGGAAAAUUUGAACUCCUUGAUCGUAUUCUACCUAAAUUAAGGAAAACAGGACAUCGUGUAUUGCUUUUCUGUCAAAUGACAACUUUGAUGACAGUAAUGGAAGAUUAUUUGAAUUAUCGUUCACAUUCAUAUUUGAGACUCGAUGGUACUACAAAAUCAGAAGAUAGAGGACAUUUGCUUGAGCUGUUCAAUGAUGCCGAUUCGCCAUACUUUUUGUUUUUGCUGAGUACUCGCGCUGGUGGAUUAGGUUUAAAUCUUCAGGCUGCAGACACAGUAAUAAUUUUUGAUUCUGAUUGGAAUCCUCAACAAGACUUACAAGCUCAGGAUCGAGCUCAUCGUAUUGGUCAGCAAAAUGAAGUACGAGUCUUGAGAUUAGUGACGGUAAAUUCGGUUGAAGAAAGAAUUUUAGCGGCUGCUAAAUAUAAAUUGAAUUUAGAUGAGAAAGUUAUUCAAGCUGGUAUGUUUGAUCAAAAAUCUACGGGAACUGACAGACAUAAUUUUUUGCAAGCAAUACUUGCGCAAGAUGAAAUUGAUGAAGAAGAAGAAAAUGAGGUACCAGAUGAUGAAACUAUCAAUCAGAUGAUAGCUAGAAAUGAGGAUGAAUUUGAGUUGUUUCAAAAAAUGGAUUUAGAUCGUAGACGAGAAGAAGCAAGAAAUCCCAAACGCAAACCUCGUUUAAUGGAAGAAGAUGAACUUCCUGCAUGGCUUGUAAAAGAUGAUGCUGAAGUUGAAAAUUUAACAAACGAAGAAGAAGAUGACAAACUAUUUGGGCGUGGUUCUCGACAAAGGAAAGAUGUUGAUUAUUCUGAUUCAUUUACUGAUAAGCAGUGGUUGAAAGUCAUCGAAGAUGGUAAUCUUGAGGAACUUGAAACAAAGAAGAAACGAGCUACUCCAGGCCCAUCUACUGGUAAGAAACGUAAGAAGGAGAAAGAUCCUGAUCACGAAGGAGAACCUGAAGCAAAGAAAAAGAGACGUGGUAGACCGCCAGUGGAAAAAAUGCAACCAAAUCCUCCCCGCCUGACAGUCCAAAUGAAAAAGUUGCUUGAUAUCGUCAUUCAUUACAAAGAUAGUGAUGGUCGUGUCUUGAGUAAAGCCUUUAAGCAACUACCAUCCAAGCGUGAAUUGCCAGAUUAUUAUGAAGUUAUCAAGAAACCUGUGGACCUUCAAAAAAUCAAAUAUCGCAUAAAAGAACAUAGAUAUCGUUGUUUAGAUGAUUUGGAAUCUGAUUUCAUGUUGCUUUGCAAAAAUGCCCAGACAUAUAACGUGGAAGGCUCCCUAAUUUAUGAAGAUUCAAUUGUUUUGCAGUCUGUUUUUACCAAUGCCAGAGAAAGACUUGAGAAGGAUGGGGAUCUGUCUUUUGCAGGUGGAGAUAAUAAUAGUGACAGUGACAUGAAUGAUGAGCCUGAAGAGAAAACACAGAAAAGAAAAUCAAGAACAUCAAGGCGUUUUAUUAGUGAUGAUGAAGGAUCGGACAAUUUUGUGCAAAAAUCUGUGGAAUUUCUGCAGAAUUUGUCUUGGGUUUUCCUCUUAUAUUUGAAUAGAAUUGUUCUGCAGCUUAAGCAUCUGUUCUGCAACCUUAUCAACAUGGACGAAGUCCCUUUGACUUUCGACUGCCCUCCCAACAGGACUGUCACAUCUACCGGUGAGAAGAGCGUCGCCAUUACAACCACGGGGCAUGAAAAAACAUCAUUCACGUGUGUUUUGGCUUGCACGGCUAGCGGAGAGAAGCUGAAGCCUAUGCUGAUUUUUAAGCGGAAAACGGUCCCGAAGGAGUCUUUCCCGUCCACCGUUGUCAUCCGCUGCAACGAGAAGGGGUGGAUGAAUGAGGCCCUGAUGUCAGACUGGUUUAACGAAGUUUGGAGAAAAAGGAAAGGCGCUUUUUUCCAACCAAGUGGAAUGUUGAUUAUGGACUCCAUGGCGGCGCACAAGACCGACCCUGUGAAGGAAGCGGCGCGGCAAUGUUUGGCGUCCCUGGCCAUCAUACCAGGUGGGCUUACAAAAAAGUUGCAGCCCUUGGAUUUGGCCCCCAAUCACAGUUUUAAGAGCCACAUGCGUCAACAAUGGGAGUCCUGGAUGGUGAACGGACUGCACGAAUACACGAAAGGCGGCAACCUGAAGAAAGCGUCGUUCGCGGAAGUGGCGAAGUGGGUAGCUGCAGCUUGGAAUGCGGUAAAGCCGAGCACCAUAAUUUCCGGCUUCACCGAGGCGGAGAUCAUUCCCCGAGUCCCGGAUGUUGCUGCGGAGGACGAUGGCUCCGAUGACGAGGAAAACAGCCCGGAGCUCGAUGCAGACUUUCUAGGACUAUUUGCGUCCGACAGCGAGGACAAUCAAGCCAUGCGGCUUGCAAGUAUUGCUGCUUCACCACAACAGCAGCAAUCUUCACCCUUGCAAGGUACUCAACAUAUAAUAGCACCACAGCAACAAUCAUCUUUGCAACAUCAAACAUAUCCACCAGAUAACCUAGUUAUGCUUCAAAAAGCCAUUAAUUCUAUGGAAGAAAAGGGAAUGCAAGAGGAUCCAAGAUAUGCCCAGUUAAUGGCUAUGGCUACUAAUCAGGGUUCUGUUUCUGUUACUCAAAGGUCUUCAUUGUUAACCCAGGCCCAAGUGUUUCAAUUGAGGGCACAAAUAAUGGCAUAUAAACUUCUGGCUCGAAAUCAGACAGUUCCUGAACACAUCAUCAUUGCACUUCAAGGGAAACGACCAAUGCAAACCCAAGCAAUGUAUUCGCAGAGGCCACCUGGUGCACCAUCGCCUAUACAAUCUGUCCGUGCUGCUGGUCCUCAGAAUCAACAACCAACUCAAAACACAAGUGUAGGAACGGUCUCGCAGCAAAUGCCAUCUUCUCAAGCUAUGCACCCUCAUGUUAUACAGCAAUCAAUUUCACACCAACAGCAGCAAGCUACUACAGUUACUACUCAACAGUUGCAAACUAGCAAUGUACCACCAUCAGCAUCAUCCAUGGCUAUGCAAGGUACAUUAAAUAGACCUCAUUCAGCUUCUAAUUCUCACUCUGCACCUAUUCCUGCAAUGGUGCAAAUGCAACAGCAAAAACAAAAUCGCAUAACACCUGUUGCAAAACCCCAAGGAAUUGAUCCCAUAGAAAUCUUGAAAGAGAGAGAAAAUAGAUUAGCAGCUAGGGUAGCAUUACGUAUUCAAGAGUUGUCAUCUAUGCCUCCUGAUCUUCCUGAAGAUACUAAGACUAAAGUGAUGACUGAAUUAUUGGGCCUUCGUUUACUGAAUUUUCAGAGGCAGUUGAGAUCAGAAGUAAUUAGCUGCAUGAGACGUGAAAGUACAUUAGAAACAGCAUUGUAUCCAAAAUUGUACAAACGUACUAAACGUCAAGGUCUACGAGAAGCAAGAAUAACCGAAAAGUUAGAAAAGCAGCAGAAGCUUGAACAAGAAAGAAAAAGACGACAGAAACAUCAAGAGUACUUGAAUGCUGUAUUGCAGCAUGCAAAGGAUUUUAGAGAAUAUCAUAGAAAUAUGAUGGGAAAGAUAGGAAAGGUUAACAAAGCUGUGAUUACAUAUCAUGCCAACACUGAGCGAGAACAAAAGAAAGAACAGGAAAGAAUUGAUAAGGAACGUAUGAAACGCUUAAUGGCUGAAGAUGAAGAAGGAUAUCGCAAACUUAUUGAUCAAAAGAAAGAUAAAAGGUUAGCAUUUUUGCUAUCUCAGACUGAUGAAUAUAUUACUAAUCUCACAGAAAUGGUGAAGCUGCAUAAACUUGAGCAAAAAAAGAAAUUGAAAGCAAAACGGAAAGCUAAAAAGAAGAAGAAGAAGAAGCAGCAACAAAUGGGGGAAACUCCUGAUGCUAAUGAUUCUCUUCAAGAAAGUUUGAUUGAUGAAUGCUCUCAACAAAGUGAUCUUAGAGUCAAUGUCAUUGAAACUGCUACUGGGAAAACACUAACUGGAUCCAGUGCUCCUGUUGCAAGUCAGCUGGAUGCUUGGUUAGAGAUGCACCCAGGGUAUGAAGUGGCUCCUAGAGAAGCAAGUGAUGAUGAUGAAGAAGGGGAAGAAGAUACUUCAGAUUCUGAGGAGGAAGAUGAAUUUCCAAAAACACCUAAGCCUUUUGUAGAAAAAGCAGAAGUUUUUGUUAAACAAACACUUAAUGCUGCUGCUGCAGAAGAUGAUGAAUAUAUGACUAAAGGCGAUUAUCAAAAUUAUUAUAAAAUUGCCCAUGCUAUUGGGGAAGAAGUGACAGAACAAGCAUCAGUUAUGAUUAAUGGUAAGCUUAAGGAGUAUCAAGUGAAAGGAUUAGAGUGGUUAGUUUCUUUGUAUAACAAUAAUUUAAAUGGCAUAUUAGCAGAUGAAAUGGGCCUUGGAAAAACUAUUCAAACUAUUGCCUUAAUAACUUACCUCAUUGAGAAAAAAAGAGUUUUUGGCCCCUUCUUGAUCAUUGUGCCCCUGUCAACUUUAUCAAAUUGGAUGCUUGAAUUUGAUCGUUGGGCUCCAUCUGUUAUAAAAUAUGUUUAUAAAGGAUCCCCUAAUGUUAGAAAGCAGAUUGCGACUAGCUUGAAGGCUACUAAAUUUAAUGUUCUUUUAACAACCUAUGAAUAUGUGAUAAAGGAUAAAUCUACACUUGCAAAAGUAAGAUGGAAGUAUAUGAUUAUAGACGAAGGUCAUCGAAUGAAGAACCAGCAUUGUAAGCUUACUCAAAUACUAAAUACUCAUUAUACUGCUCCCCAUCGUUUGUUGCUCACUGGAACUCCACUUCAAAAUAAAUUACCAGAACUGUGGGCUCUUCUAAAUUUCUUACUUCCUAGCAUUUUCAAAUGCUGCAAUACCUUUGAACAAUGGUUUAAUGCCCCAUUUGCUACAACCGGUGAAAAAGUAGAGCUUAAUGAAGAAGAAACUAUUUUGAUUAUUAGGCGUCUACAUAAAGUUUUACGUCCAUUUUUAUUGAGAAGAUUAAAGAAAGAAGUAGAAUCUCAACUUCCUGAAAAAGUUGAGUAUGUUGUUAAGUGUGAUAUGUCUGCAUUGCAGCGUUUGAUGUACAGGCACAUGCAAACCAAAGGUGUUCUUUUAACUGAUGGUUCCGAAAAAGAUAAAAAAGGCAGGGGUGGCGCCAGGACACUUAUGAAUUCAAUCAUGCAGUUACGAAAAAUUUGUAAUCAUCCAUUUAUGUUUCAACAGAUUGAGGAAGCUUAUGCAGAACAUUUGGGUUUAAGUAAUACUAUUGUCAGUGGCCCUGAUUUGUACAGAUCUUCAGGGAAAUUUGAACUUCUUGAUCGAAUUCUACCCAAAUUGAAGAAAACUGGUCAUCGCAUUUUGCUUUUUUGCCAGAUGACAACCCUGAUGACUGUCAUGGAAGAUUAUUUGACUUACCGUGGCUAUUUAUACUUAAGACUUGAUGGCACAACCAAAUCAGAAGAUAGAGGACACUUAUUAGAAUUAUUUAACGAUCCAGACUCUCCGUAUUUUCUAUUUUUACUUAGUACUCGUGCUGGAGGUUUAGGUUUGAAUCUUCAAGCUGCAGAUACAGUUGUUAUUUUUGAUUCUGAUUGGAAUCCUCACCAGGAUCUGCAAGCUCAAGAUCGUGCUCAUCGUAUAGGUCAACAAAAUGAAGUUAGAGUCUUGAGACUGGUUACAGUAAAUUCUGUUGAAGAACGCAUCUUAGCUGCAGCUAAAUACAAGCUAAAUUUAGAUGAGAAGGUUAUUCAAGCUGGUAUGUUUGAUCAAAAAUCAACUGGAACUGACAGACAUCAGUUUUUGCAAGCAAUACUGGCUCAGGAUGAAGUUGAUGAAGAAGAAGAAAAUGAGGUGCCAGAUGAUGAAACUAUCAAUCAAAUGAUAGCCAGGAAUGAAGAUGAAUUUGAAUUGUUUCAAAAAAUGGAUUUAGAUCGUAGACGGGAGGAAGCUAAAAAUAUCAAACGCAAACCUCGUUUAAUGGAGGAAGAUGAACUCCCCGCUUGGCUCUUGAAAGAUGAUGCUGAAGUUGAAAGAUUAACUAAUGAAGAGGAAGAAGACAAGCUAUUUGGGCGAGGAUCUCGGCAGCGUAAAGAAGUGGAUUAUUCUGAUUCAUUUACAGAGAAGGAAUGGUUAAAAGCUAUUGAAGAUGGCAAUCUUGAGGAACUUGAAACCAAGAAAAGGAAACCUGUUCCAGGCAGUUCAUCCGGUAAAAAACGGAAAAAAGAAAAAGAUCCAGACCAUGAAACAGAGCCUGACUCAAAGAAAAAGAGACGGGGUAGGCCACCAGCAGAGAAAAUGCGGCCUAAUCCCUCUCGAUUAACUCUCCAUAUGAAGAAAUUACUUGAUAUUGUGAUUCACUAUAGAGAUAGUGAUGGUCGUGUUUUAAGUGAAGCUUUCAAACAACUACCUUCCAGGCGUGAAUUACCUGAUUAUUAUGAAGUCAUAAAGAAGCCUGUGGAUCUGCAGAAAAUUAAGCAUCGUAUUAAAGAGCAUAGGUAUCGCUCUUUAGAUGAUUUAGAGUCUGAUUUUAUGCUGCUUUGCAAUAAUGCUCAAACAUAUAAUGUGGAAGGAUCUGUGAUUUAUGAGGAUUCCAUAGUUCUGCAAUCUGUGUUUACCAAUGCUAGGGAACGAUUGGAGAAAGACAAGGAUCUUUCUUUUGCUAGUGGAGACGUUAGUGAUAGUGAUAUAUAUGAGGAACCUGAAGAGAAAGUGCGCAAAAGAAGGCCACGACAAGUCAGACGCUUUAUAAGCGAUGAUGAUGGUUCUGACAGUGAUACAUAA
Molecule: messenger RNA, 9959 nt
Organism: Uloborus diversus
Lineage: Eukaryota; Metazoa; Arthropoda; Arachnida; Araneae; Uloboridae
Exons: 6
Coding region: 93-9959 (3288 amino acids)
Biological process (GO): positive regulation of transcription by RNA polymerase II
Cellular component (GO): nucleus
Molecular function (GO): transcription factor binding; histone binding; ATP binding
Source: RefSeq, a predicted model, not a curated record